GAGGGAUAUUGUGGAGCGCUUUAACAAUCCCAGCAAAGCGGUUGGAGACGAGAGAGACUGAGGAAAGAUGAAUUCUUUCAUCCUGAUGUCGCUUUUUGCCUCGGUGGUCGUCGGAAAGUCACCUCGGCUCAAAUUUGUCUUGCACGAGCCCUCCAGGUUCCACUUCCACAAGCCCGAGAACUACAUCAGCAUGUACCACCCGGAGGGGAGUGAUACGCUGUACGUGGGCGGCCAGGCGAUGAUCUAUGUGUUGACGUUCACUAACAGAGGGGUCCGCGACCUGCAGAUCCCAGCGGCCUCUGAUCAGACUGCGAUUGAUACCUGCAAGGCAAAGGCUGCACCACUCGAGCUGGAGUGUGAUAAUUUCAUCACCGUCAUUCAGAAAGUAAAUGACACACUCAUAGUAUGCGGGACAAAUGCUGGGAGCCCCAGGUGCUGGAUGCUGGUAAAUGACACCGUGCUGACUGACGUCCAAGGGCAGAUAGCGUCACCCUCUGACAUCUCACCACCAUACCCUUCACAGAAGUCCAUCAGUCUGCCUGCAGAUGGGAGUCUGUAUUCUGCGAUGUCGUCUGUGGCAGGUCACGCCGGCUCGAUCAGGCGUACGUUUGGCUCCCAGAAACUCCUGAAGACGGAGAACAUUUGGCUGCUGAAUCCACAGUUUGCUGGUGCAGCCAUAAUCCCAUCCACUCUAAAGUACAAGGAGGAGAUCUACUUCUUCUUCAGUGAGUUCAACAAGACAGCCAGAGUGGACGAGGAACCUUACAGGGCACGCAUUGGAAGAAUCUGCACGGUGGAUGAAGGUGGCAUCAAAGCGCUGCUGGAAAACUCGUGGACCACCUUCAUGAAGGCACGGGUGAUGUGUGGUGCAGGAAAUACUCAACAGCAGUACAACAACAUGAAGCAGGCCGUGGUGCUGACGGCUCAGGACAAGAGGGCAGGGGUCCUGUACGGCCUGUUCUCCAAUGCAUGGGGCAGAAAUGUGAUCUGUGCAUACUCCAUCGAGGAUAUCGACCAAGCAUUUUCUACGUCCAAGCUGAAGGGCUACAGCAGUCCAUUCAUCGGCACUCGCCCUGGGAUGUGUGUCAGCAAAAACUCGACAACAGGAGGUCACAAUGACAUCAAGAACCUGGGGGUUAUCAGAUACCACCCAGAAAUAGAGGACGUGAUCCGGCCUGUUGGUGUGGCUCCCCUGGACCUGCCCACGGAUGACGAGAUCACUCAUAUUGUGGCGGAUAUUGUCCUGGCAGUCAACGAUGAGCACUACAGCGUGCUCUACCUAGGAACAGAUCAGGGUAAAGUCCUCAAAGUUCUCCACAGCAGCGAGGGGGUCUUCAUCGUUUCUCAAUACUCUAUGUUUCACAAUGAAGGACCCGUCCUGAACAUGGCCAUCGACUCUCCAAAGGGCCAUCUGUAUGUUGGUACAGCCAUGGAGGUCCAGCGGGUUCCUCUGGCUGACUGUGGUCGCUAUGGCGACACAUGCAGAGAGUGCAUCCUAUCCCGGGAUCCAUACUGCGCCUGGGACAGGGCCAGGAGGAAGUGCAUCGCCAUCCCGCCUGGAUACAACGUCACGUCUGGGGCGCUCAUUCAGAAUCUGGACCAUUCCAACUCGUCGGUUUGUGGGGAAGCUGCUGCUCUGAAACUGCGUCGAACCUCCCCCAAGGAAGUGGUGGUGCCUUCAAACACCUCCAUCUUUCUACCUUGCCCCGUGCGCUCCUUCCAUGCCACCUAUCGCUGGGAGAAAGAUAACUGUGUCAAGAACUAUCCCUGCAUCUUCUCUGGGGACUUCUGCGUCCUGGGACCAGUCGUCGACACGCCCCUGAAGGAAGGCGUUUUCCGUUGCAUGGCCACCGAGGACGGGUUCAAGGUGGAGGUUAUCUCCUUCAGGCUGGUGAACAACGGCAGGCUCAUCGCUGCCUCCCUGGCCUCCACCUUGGGGCUGUCGCUCCUCCUCGCUGUGGCCACCCUGUGGCUUCAUUAACUGCAGCUAACGCUAAUGCUAACCCCUCAUCCUUACGGGCUCCCAAUGACAGGAAAGGCGAGGAGCCGAUGUUAGGAGGUGAGGUUCGCAGAGCAUUGAGGUACUUGGUUUGGCUGGAUGGUGACAAUUCACCUCCUUCCUAAUUAAUUUUUAGAGAAACCGUUGAGAAAACGUCUGUAAAUGAGGGAUGAAAUUCUGUAUUUUUUUGCAUAAAUCUACAUAUCUUAGUAAGAUCAGACUUGGGAAAAACUCGCCAUUGAUAUUCAGAUUAGAGGAGUUUUUGUUCAUGAAUUGAAUUGCUUCAGUCAUACUUCGGUGCUUUGCAAACCUUUCCUCUCUGACUUAAAGAGAUAAACAUAUCGUAUGAGUUGGGCAAAAAACACCAAUACCAGGCCAAUUCUUUCAUCAUUUCUCUACUUAUUUUCAAAUUGACUUGAUUGUGCUUAUUUGUGAAUCUAUAAACCUUUAAUACUGCUCUUACAUUCAUUCAUACAUCUUGUUAAAGUUCAUUGGUAUAGCUCAUUAGUACUUAGAAAAAUGUCUGGUAUUGAGAUUAAAAAGCCUUAACACUUCUGGGACAUAAACUCCUAAGCACAAUUUUGCAGUUGAGGCAGAACACUGCAGGCUUGGUUGGACUUGGCGCUAUAAUUAGUGCAGCUGAGUCUAUCAACAUCGCUGGGAGGAAGUGUCAGCUAUUUGACAGGAAGUAGGCGUAUGGGCAAAAGCUCAUUUUCCAACAUCACUGUGUCUCAGCACCUCCUCUUCAGACAAGGCAGUUUCUUGCAUCUUUUUAUCAGAUGGUAUCAGACAUCAUUAUUACGCCUUGUUCACAGCUUUGUCCAUUGUUUGUCUUUAUUUUUGUAUCUUCUGUCCUCCCCCCCAGAGCAUCGAAACCCUCGCUCUUACAGGAUGUGAAAAACACAACGCCUACAGGAAGAUAUAACUCCAUGUUAGCAUUGAAGCAUCUCUGAAUCUUUCUGUAAGAGAGGAGUUAUCGUAAAACAUUGGAUAAUUACGUGAAUUUCAAUCAAAUAACAUGAAAGUUAAAUUUUGGUACAAACAUGAGAAAGCUUGGGUAACACUUUACAAGAAAGCACACUUAAAUUGCAUAGUUACCAGGUAACAAGUAAGCAACAAACAGUCACCACUUAAGAAACUGAGUUUGAGUUACAACUAAAAAAGCACUCCAAGAGCUUAGACCUCUGCCAUUAGUCCUAUCUCCCAAUAGUGAAGAAUUCUUUUAAAAAUUCCUGGAUCCGUCCCCACAUGCCCCCCACCAUGGCAUUCCCCCAUUACUCCCUCCCCGGUG
Molecule: messenger RNA, 3290 nt
Organism: Cheilinus undulatus (humphead wrasse)
Lineage: Eukaryota; Metazoa; Chordata; Actinopteri; Labriformes; Labridae
Exons: 14
Coding region: 68-1981 (637 amino acids)
Biological process (GO): semaphorin-plexin signaling pathway; positive regulation of cell migration; negative chemotaxis
Molecular function (GO): semaphorin receptor binding; chemorepellent activity
Source: RefSeq, a predicted model, not a curated record